AACUCUUGGACUUUUUAAAAUUGGACUUAAGUGGAUGUAUCAGGUGUAUUCAUGAACUGUGACUGCUGAUGCCAGCUCAUUGGGACUUGAGUGAGUGGUAUCAGCUUUAUUCAUGAACCCUGUCUCUGAGUGUGGCUACAGCCUGGAUGUUGGAUGCCCUGAGUGUGUUAAAUCAGCUGUUGCGGUGAUGAGGCAGGGCUGGUGGUGGCCUGUGUGGCUGGCUGGGCAGUGGCCCAAGGUGAUGUGAUGGGGUGCAGGAACAGUAAGGUCCUCCCUGAGCCUCCAGGGGAUGUUCAGCUGGACCUGGUCAAAAAGGUUGAGCCUCCUCAUACAGAUAUCUAUAAGCACUUCAUACGAGGGAAUGGCACUCGGAGCAAGACGGACGGGGCCGUUGGAGGGGGAGGUGACAAGGCUUACUCCACCUCCCCGUGUCAGGCCCAGGCUCACGCGGCCACUCCCACCGCCUCGGCCCAGCCCUCUAAGGACCCGUCCGGGCUGUCGGACCCUCAGCGGAAAAAGGUGGCAAAAUAUCGGGCCAAGUUUGACCCCCGGGUCACGGCCAAGUACGACAUCAAAGCGCUGAUAGGCCGCGGGAGUUUUAGUCGGGUUGUUCGCGUGGAGCACAAGAGCACCCGGCAGCCUUACGCCAUCAAGAUGAUCGAGACCCGUUACCGGGAGGGGCGAGAGGUGUGUGAGUCUGAGCUGUGUGUCCUGCGACGUGUCCGUCAUACCAAUAUAAUCCAGCUGAUGGAGGUCUUUGAGACGGCAGAGCGCGUCUACAUGGUGAUGGAGCUGGCCACCGGAGGGGAGCUCUUUGACCGGAUCAUUGCUCGCGGCUCCUUCACGGAGCGUGACGCCACGCGGGUGCUGCAGAUGGUGCUGGACGGCGUCAAGUACCUCCACACUUUGGGGAUCACUCACCGAGACCUGAAGCCGGAAAACCUGCUCUACUACCACCCGGGGGCCGACUCCAAGAUCAUCAUCACCGACUUUGGUUUGGCCAGUAGCCGGAAGAAAGGAGAUGAAUGUCUGAUGAAGACCACCUGCGGCACGCCAGAGUACAUCGCCCCGGAGAUCCUGGUCAGGAAGCCCUACACAAACGCUGUAGACAUGUGGGCACUGGGGGUGAUAUCGUACAUCCUGCUGAGUGGAACCAUGCCCUUCGAGGACGACAACCGCAUGAGGCUCUACCGACAGAUCCUCAAGGGGAAGUACAGCUUCUCUGGAGAGCCGUGGCCCAAUGUGUCAAACCUGGCCAAAGACUUUGUGGAGCGGAUCCUGACCGUGGACCCCAGCGAGCGGCUCACAUCUGGCCAGGCCCUGAAGCACCCCUGGAUCGUCAGCAUGGCCGCCGCCUCCUCCAUGAAGAACCUACAGCGCUGUAUAUCUCAGAACCUCCUGAAGCGGGCGUCCUCGCGCUGCCACAGCACCAAGUCGGCCCAGUCCACUCGCUCCAGCCGCUCCACCAAAUCCAACAAAGCCCGACGGGUGCGAGAGAAGGAGCUGCGUGAGCUGAACCGUCGCUAUCAGCAGCAGUACAACGGCUGAACCGGCCUGGACCUUGACAGCCAGCGACUGUAGCCAAACUAAUACUUUUAAAGAACACAGCACUACAAUGACUGAUUUUUUUACAGUGACUACCACCAUUCGAAGUUGCUGCAAAUGCUUCAAGUCCCAAAUCAUUGCCUUAAAUAAAUAGGACAAUGGCCUGGUUAAUUCCAUGGCUACCA
Molecule: messenger RNA, 1730 nt
Organism: Etheostoma cragini (Arkansas darter)
Lineage: Eukaryota; Metazoa; Chordata; Actinopteri; Perciformes; Percidae
Gene: pskh1
Product: protein serine kinase H1
Exons: 3
Coding region: 247-1548 (433 amino acids)
Biological process (GO): protein phosphorylation
Molecular function (GO): ATP binding; protein kinase activity
Source: RefSeq, a predicted model, not a curated record